Molecule: messenger RNA, 771 nt
Organism: Penicillium canescens
Lineage: Eukaryota; Fungi; Ascomycota; Eurotiomycetes; Eurotiales; Aspergillaceae
Product: PX domain-containing protein YPT35
Exons: 5
Coding region: 1-771 (256 amino acids)
Cellular component (GO): endosome
Molecular function (GO): phosphatidylinositol-3-phosphate binding
Source: RefSeq, a predicted model, not a curated record
AUGGAGCCAGCUCCUGAGGAGGCCGGACCGGCAGCUGAGCGGCAGCUGCAGCCGCAGCUCUCCUCCCCAUCCCGAACGCGAUCCCGAACAUCCUCCCAAUCCAAAUCCCAAUCCAAAUCCCAACCUCCAGAUCUCCAACCCGUCCCCGCACUCGGACCGGACACCAUUUCGAUCUCCUCAAUCCAGAGUGAUACCACACCAAACACCCACAAUGAUCCUCCUUAUCCGGAUCCGGAUCCAAACCCAGAGAGCGCCGCAUCCUCUACUCGUUCCCGCCCCGUGUCGGGCGUAGUACCGCCAUACUGGUGCCGACAUGAGCGCAAUGCCUCACAUGUCUCGCAGUCAUCUCUAAGCCGUGGUGCCCCGAUUACUCUCGAGGACCAUGCCGCAGACCCGAACUCGGAGACGAGUCGGGGGCUUUGGGCACGCAGCGUUUCUAUUGAUGAUCAUGUCGUUGUGCAGGGCAUGACUGGGGUGGGAUCGUAUGUUGUUUGGAAUUGUACGAUCUAUACACUUGAUGGUGCUCCAAUCGUUGCUCGCAUGAGAUACUCCGAGUUCGAUGAUUUGCGCCAGCGGCUAGUUGCUUCAUUCCCGCAUGCUCGAAACGCAUUACCCGCGCUACCCCCGAAGAGCGUUCUCUUCAAAUUCCGCCCCAAAUUCUUGGAAUCACGGCGUGUUGGCCUGGAAUAUUUCCUCAACUGUGUCCUUCUCAACCCGGAAUUCUCAGGCUCCCCAAUCGUCAAAGACUUCCUCUUUGGCCGUAUUUGUUAA